AUGGCUGCAUUGCAUCCAGUCCUAAAUGGCGAGACAUUAGACUACCUUUUAAAAUGUCCAAUUUGCUAUGAUAUUCUUAAAGAUCCUCGUGCAUUUGUUCCGUGUCAGCACAUGUUUUGCUUGGAAUGUAUUCUCAAGUACGUAGAAAAUGUGUUGAAUAGUCCAGGAAAUGACAUAACAUGUCCGUCCUGCAGAACUUCCCUUAAUACAAAGAAGAAAUUCUUCACCGAAAAUAAGGAACGUAAACAAUGGGUAAGUUGUUUUCCGAAACACCCAAUUGUGUCCGAAAUGAUGAGUAAAUUUAAGACGGAGGAUGACUUUUGCAAACUGCAUGAAAAUAAGUUAAACGAGCACGUAUGUGUUAACCAUGCAGAAGUGAUUUGUAGUGACUGUUUGCGGGAAAAUCAUAAACAAUGUACAAAUAUUCAAAGCAUUAAAGAGUACGAGCCAAUAUACUCGAAUCAGAAUGAGCAUGAUAUAAAAACUUUAAAAGAGGAGUCUAAUAUGCAACUAAACAGGGUGCAGACAUUUAUCAGCUCAAAAACUGACGAACUUUCAAAACUUGAAAUGUGUAAAAUAAAACUAAAUAGUGCUAUAGAUCACGUGAAGAAAAAUAUAAGUGAUGCCGAAGCAAAACAGAACGAAAUUUCUCACAUGUUCUCAGUAGAUCUGAAUAAUUUACAAGACGAAGUUAAGGAGUCGAAAGAUAUAUAUGCGCAGAUGAAAUGCAACAUAGAUAUAUCUAGAACUAAACGUAAUCUCCAGCAGUCGUUUGAAGAUACUUUCUCGGCGAUAGACUCAACGAAUAUCAUGCAACCUGUGUCAGAAUUACAAAGCGAUUUGGCAACAAUAAGUGACAAAACCGUGUCGAAACGUAACCCGGAAUGCAAGGACAUAAUUCAGCAAAGAACGAAUGAAAGACAAGAGAAACAAGAAUUAAGUAACCUUACGAAAAAUAGCCGUCAAAACACUACACGGCUUGAAGACAAGCAAACAGAAUUAAUUAAGCUUUCAGAUAGAAACCGCGUUUAUCAAAAACGGGGAUCUGUUAACAGUUCAAGAGACAAUACGAACUCCAGCGAAAUCCCUAUUAACUUAGAUAGUAGGAUAUCAAUAGCGGAGAGAAAUCUGCAAAGGGCGAACAAAAUACAAGAGAAGCAAGAAGUAAUUAAACGUCCGAGUCCGAGAAGUAGCCGUGAAAACACUACUCGGCUUGAAGACAAACUGUCAAAUAGAAACCGUGCUUAUGAUAAACAGGGAUAUAUUAACAGUUCAAAAGACGGUACGAACUGUAGCGAAAUCCCUACUAGAUUAGAUCGUAGGAUAUCAAUUGCGGAGAGAAUUCAGCAAAGGAAGAACGAGGUACAAAAGGAACAAGAUGCAUUUGCAAUUCCGAAUAAAAGAGGUCAUUACACAUCUCGAUAUGAAAAUCAACCAGCACUAAUAAACCAGUUUUCAGACAUAAACCGCAAUUAUCACUAA
Molecule: messenger RNA, 1482 nt
Organism: Mercenaria mercenaria
Lineage: Eukaryota; Metazoa; Mollusca; Bivalvia; Venerida; Veneridae
Product: E3 ubiquitin-protein ligase TRIM31-like
Exons: 1
Coding region: 1-1482 (493 amino acids)
Molecular function (GO): metal ion binding
Source: RefSeq, a predicted model, not a curated record